Messenger RNA from Podarcis lilfordi (Lilford's wall lizard), 315 nucleotides. The record is from the annotation of a GenBank genome assembly. Lineage: Eukaryota; Metazoa; Chordata; Lepidosauria; Squamata; Lacertidae.
AUGCUGCUGCUGCCGGCGGCGGCAGACUCACCUCGUUACUUGCCUUAUAUUGGCUUUCCCACUCCCAAGUCCGACAAGUCUUCUGUUCCUCUUCCCCACAAGCACUCCCUCUGCCUUGCCCCCUCCCUCCCUCCCUCCCCUGGCGUCCUUAUCCGUUCGAGCAUGCGCACUGAGGCGCCCCGGCGCAGUUACCAUUGGCUAGCAAGAAAGGAGGAACAGAGAAAAUUUACUCUGGAGCGCCAACUAUCGGCCGCUGCAAAGCAGGGAAAGGAGAUCCCAUCCCCCAACCAUUCGAACAAGGCUGAGGUUAAAUAG